Octodon degus (degu) is the source of this 565-nucleotide messenger RNA. RefSeq names its product ribosomal protein L28 (gene Rpl28). Gene Ontology annotation, biological process: translation. Gene Ontology annotation, molecular function: structural constituent of ribosome. The coding region runs from base 104 to 517 and encodes 137 amino acids. The transcript is spliced from 5 exons. Lineage: Eukaryota; Metazoa; Chordata; Mammalia; Rodentia; Octodontidae. Gene Ontology annotation, cellular component: ribosome; cytosolic large ribosomal subunit. The record is from RefSeq and is a predicted model, not a curated record.
CGCGCAGAGAGGAAGCGGAAAUGCGUAUGCGGUAUUAAAGGCGGCGCCCCGUCCCACGCGCCUCUUUCCGUCUCCCGCCUCAGCAGAGAGAGGAGCCCCCGCCAUGUCUGCCCACCUGCAGUGGAUGGUAGUGCGGAACUGCUCCAGCUUCCUCAUCAAGCGGAAUAAGCAGACGUACAGCACGGAGCCCAAUAACCUGAAAGCCCGCAACUCCUUUCGCUACAACGGGCUGAUUCACCGCAAGACGGUGGGCGUGGAGCCGGCGGCCGAUGGCAAGGGGGUCGUGGUGGUCAUGAAGCGGAGAUCCGGACAGCGGAAGCCAGCCACCUCCUAUGUGCGCACUACCAUCAACAAGAAUGCACGCGCCACCCUCAGCAGCAUCCGCCACAUGAUCCGAAAGAACAAGUACCGCCCGGACCUGCGCAUGGCUGCUAUCCGCAGAGCCAGCGCCAUCCUGCGUAGCCAGAAGCCCGUGAUGGUAAAGAGGAAGCGGACCCGGCCCACCAAGAGUGCCUGAGCCACCCCCAGUAAUAAAGAGCUCUCCUGUGGUCCUUGGCUAUGUCAC